AUGUGUCUCUAUGAAAAAGGUGGAUUCUUUAAGGCACAUGUUGAUACUGUUCAUGGUGCUUCUCAUUGUGCCACUGGUUUGGUGUGCCUUCCGAGUGAACACACUGGAGGAGAACUUAUUGUGCGAAAGGGAAACCAUCAAGUUCAACAUUCAUUUGCCAAGAAAUCGCAACUGAGUAACAGAAAGGAAUUUCAAACUGCAACCUUCUUCACAGAUUGUGAACAUGAAGUGCUUCCUGUUACCUCUGGUACAAGAAUUGUUUUAAACUAUGAUAUUUUGAAAACAAGCCUUGAAACAGAAGAUGACAUCAACUCGAAAAGUGAAAUUGAGGAAGAAGAAAAGACCGAAAGUGAUACUGAAGAAGAGGAAGAUAGCUCAAAGAGUGAAGGCAUUCUCUUCUUGUGCACACUUGAUGAUUCAUAUUUAGAACCUAAUCGUAUCACGAAUCCACAUCAAGGAUUCUAA
Molecule: messenger RNA, 465 nt
Organism: Naegleria fowleri
Lineage: Eukaryota; Heterolobosea; Eutetramitea; Acrasida; Naegleriidae
Exons: 1
Coding region: 1-465 (154 amino acids)
Source: RefSeq, a predicted model, not a curated record